AUGCGAGUGCAUGUCAGUGCAUCAUGCUGGAUGAGGGCAAGGAAACAGUGCAAUGCAAGGAAAGAUGUCCACAUUACAUUUUGGAUGAUCCCUAAAAGGUGUCCAAACAAAAGGCUGAAUGAGUUGCUCAGAUCUUCUCAGGAGAAGGGCUAUGUUGUGGAGAAGCUUGCAGAGGGGAAACCUGCGGCUGAGGCUGGCGUGGAUUCUGGCUGGCGCGUGGUGCGAGUGGCUGGCCAGGACUGUAGUGAGAAGUCCUCAGCAGACAUUCAAGGGCCUGUGGAAGUGCAAUUCCAAAAGCCAGAAGAGGAGGCCUUGCCCAGCAGUGAAGAGGAUGAGAACAACAUCCAAAAUGUGCGUGCAGAUCAUCGACGACAACAUGAGGCGUCCUUGUCCAACAUCGAUGAUUUGCCCGUGGAACGAGAUCCCAGUGAUCUGCACGCGGCCGGUCUCAAACGUCCCACGCUCAUCCAGCGCCAUGCCGUGCCCAUCGUGGGGCACAAGGAACACUAUGACCUUGUAGCACAAGCACAAACAGGUUCGGGGAAGACGUUCGCCUUCGUGAUCCCAACGAUCGCUCGUUUACUGCUGCGUGGCUGCCCUCCACGGCCCUUCUUCCCGGGGCCCACAGCGCAGGGCUGCCCCGUGGUGCUGGUCCUCUCGCCCACUCGGGAGCUGGCCAUCCAGACCUGUAGCGAGAUGGAAGUCCUCACCAAGGGGAUGAGCAUCUACGGUGGAGAGACCAUCAAAGAAACGGCCAAGCGAGUGGAAACAGCUCCCAUUGACAUCAUUUGUGCUACACCUGGUCGGCUCAUUGCUCUACUGGAUGAGACCAAGAUUUCCUUGGCCUACGUGCAGACGGUGAUUCUGGAUGAAGCUGAUCAGAUGCUUGAGCAACGUCUUGAGAUCAUGUGUGCAGACAUCCUUGUGGGCAGAGACAUGCCGGCGCCCAGCUCGGGCCGCCAAACCUUGCUCUUCAGCGCGACCAUCCCACAGAAGAUCCGGGACAUGUGCCCACAGAUUUUGCGGGAGAAGCGAAGGGCCAAUCUCACCAUCGGCUUCUACGAUGACGACAAGGGUGGUUCUUGUGAAAGCAUCACCCAGCUCCUCCGGUGGUCUCCGGAUGAGAAGCAGCGCAUCGGGGAGCUGAUCCGGGACCUCCGCACCGUGUGGGAUCGGACGAAGGGCCGUGUGGUGAUCUUCUCGAAUCUCCGCUUGACAGCAGACUCCCUGGCGCAUCAACUGCAGCGGGAGGGGAUGACCUGUCGGCAUCUCCAUGGGAAGCUGGACCAGGAAGUUCGAGAGAAGGUCUUUGAUGGAUUUCGACGAGGGGAUUUCGACAUCUUGGUCGCCACUAACGUCGCGUCCAGAGGCUUGGACUUUCCAGACGUCUCCCUGGUGGUUCAGUUCAACCUUCCGGACAAUAUUGACGUCUACACCCACCGUUCUCCGGCAAUCGUCGCGCGUGCCGGCGGAGAUGAAUCGCAGACGCAGAGAGCAAGCAUUUGGAAGGCAUAA
This is a messenger RNA of Durusdinium trenchii, 1515 nucleotides long. Lineage: Eukaryota; Dinophyceae; Suessiales; Symbiodiniaceae. The record is from the annotation of a GenBank genome assembly.